Dermatophagoides farinae (American house dust mite) is the source of this 1584-nucleotide messenger RNA. Lineage: Eukaryota; Metazoa; Arthropoda; Arachnida; Sarcoptiformes; Pyroglyphidae. The record is from RefSeq and is a predicted model, not a curated record.
UCGAAUCGAUUUCAUUAUGUUACGUUAUCGUUGUUUAUUUUUGAUUUGUGUACUAUUAACCAUUAUAUUUGUUAUUACCAUUAAUACAUCAUUUCGUUGGCAUCGAAUCCAUACAACAAUGAUAUUACCAUCUAAUAAUGGUAAAAGAAAGUUGUCGAUUAAAAAUGAUGAUCCAGAUUAUGAUCAAUUUUUAAUGUAUCAGAUGGUUAAAACAACAACAACAACAAUAUUGAGUAAAAAUCAAUUAUUUCAUCAUUAUUCAUUACCAUUAGCUAUCAUCAAUGAUCAAUUACCUUGGUUCAUGCCUAACGGUACUAUAAGACCAUCAUCAUCUAGUGAUAAUUAUAAUAAUUUAAUAUUAUGGCCUGAACAAAUGACCACUGAUGAUGAUACCGGAAUGAAUGAUCGUAUUGUCAAUCAAUUAAUGUUUAUGCCAAACGGUUAUGAUAAGAACCAUUACUAUCCAAAAGGUAGAAAACCAUUGAAAAAAAUUUUACUUGCAUUUGGUAAACAAAGUUGGCCUGGCCUAUCAAUGGGACGACAACGUUUUAUUGAUGAUCAUUGUCCAGUAGAUGCUUGUUUCAUUAUGGCUAAUAAAGCAUUGAUUGAUCAAGCUGAUGCUGUUAUAUUUAAAGAUCGUUUUAUAUGGCCAUCAAAAGGACGGCCAUCAAUGAAACAAAUAUGGAUUCUAUUUUUACUUGAAUCACCAUUACAUACACAGGUUUUUUCUAGUCUUCCAGCCAAUGUGAUCAAUUGGACAGCUACAUAUCGUCAUGAUUCAGAUAUUGUUGCACCGUAUGCAAAAUUUUUUGCCUACAAUAAUAAUAAUUUCAAACAUCAAACGAAAAAUUAUGCCAAAGGUAAAACGAAAAAAGUCGCUUGGUUUGUAUCGAAUUGUGGUGCAAAAAAUAAACGUCUAGAAUAUGCACGUGAAUUAUCACGUUAUAUCGAUGUUGAUAUUUAUGGAAGCUGCGGUCAGCAUAAAUGUCCACGUAUGCAAGCUAAUGAAUGUUUUGAUAUGUUGAAUAAACAAUAUAAAUUUUAUCUUGCAUUUGAAAAUUCCAAUUGUCGUGAUUAUAUAACGGAAAAAUUUUUUCUCAAUGGUUUGGGUGAAAAUCGACCAGAUUUCAAUAUUAUACCAAUUGUAAUGGGUGCACAUCCAAAUGAUUAUCACCGUUCAUCGCCACCAAAUUCUUAUAUUCAUGUAGAUGAUUUUGAAUCACCAUUACAAUUAGCUAAAUAUCUACAACGAUUAGAUGAAAAUGAUGAUGAAUAUAAUCGUUAUUUUGAAUGGAAACAACAAGGAAUAUUUAUUAAUACUUAUUUUUGGUGUCGUUUAUGUACAUUAUUACAUGCAAAUGAUAAUGAACAACAUAGAAAACCUAUUGAUAGUUAUGAAAAUAUUCAUCAUUGGUGGACAUCAACAAAAACAUUUAUCAAUGAUAAUAAUAAUAAUGAUAAAUUACAGCCAAUUUGUAUGAAAAAUACCAUUGAACAUUGGCCAAUUCAGUAAUAACAACAAAUAAUACAUCAUAUCAUCAUAUGAACCAUAUUUUCUAUUUUUUUUAUAUAAAAAAAACUUUG